AAGACCUGUUUAUGUUUCACCCAUGCUUGAGACCGAGACUUUCAGUUUCCUCGCGCAGACGAAUUUCUUUCCUUUCGAAACCUCCAUCCCAGGGGGCCCAACUCUCCUGGUCAAUUGCGUGGUUAGUGCAGGGCAACAUGUUUACGAAGGCUCUCCGUGAGCACAGGGAGCCGCUAAAAUACCUACCAUCUGGUCAAUUGCGGCUUAAUAUGACGCCUGCCGCGUCAGUGGACCCAGUUAUAGGUGAAAAGCGCAAAUUCGAUGCGCCUCAGAGUUCUCGAAACACACUGGCGUCGCUUCAUAGCACUGUGUACUUUGAUGAAAAUGAUUUUGAAGAUGACGAUGAACUGGACUUUAGCAGCCCAAUCGUUCCACUGUCUCCUGGCAAAGAGCUUUCAAAGUCAUCAUUCGUUUCCGAGAACACUGUAAAAACCCCUCCUCUCCCAGAGAAUAACGCAGUCGAUCGUGAGGUCGCCCCAGCAAGCAGUGCCCCUCUCCCGUGGUCAUCAUCGCCUCCCUCUCACUUCCAACCACCCAAGCGGCAGACAAUUCCCUGGCUUGAAAAAGAACCAGUACCCUCCCCACCAGCACCUCCUCCUCCACGACAGGAAGAGAAGCCUUUACAAGCCGCGACCACAAAAGCGCCUUCUUACCCUUGGAAUAAGACAUUGAGUGCUGUAAAAGAAGAUCAAAAGGAGCUCCGAAAACAGCACAAAACCAGAGCCACGGUUGAAAAGCAAGGGUACAACCCACCAAAACCUGUCCCUAAAAUUGCGCGGAUGUUCCUCAGUGAAGAGCAGAACCAUGUUCUUGACAUGAUUGUGAAAAAGGGCCACAGUGUAUUUUUUACUGGAUCCGCUGGAACUGGAAAAUCGGUUUUGAUGAGGGAAGCUAUUCGGGGAUUGCGACAGAAGUAUAAAAAGGAACCAGAUAGGGUGGCUGUCACAGCAUCCACUGGGUUGGCUGCCUGUAAUAUUGAAGGCGUCACUCUGCAUAGCUUUGCUGGCGUUGGUUUAGGCAAGGAAGACGCUACAGGUCUGUUGAAAAAGGUCAAACGCAAUCAAAAGGCCCGAAAUCGAUGGCUUCGGACAAAGGUAUUGAUCAUCGAUGAGAUAUCAAUGGUAGAUGGGGAAUUCUUUGAUAAGCUAGAAGAGCUCGCACGGAAAGUUAGGAGUAAUGGACGACCGUUUGGCGGCAUCCAGCUGGUUGUAACCGGGGAUUUUUUCCAGCUACCACCAGUCGCUGACUCUAGUAAAGAAGCAAAAUUCGCCUUUGAUGCGAACACAUGGAAUACAUGUGUUCAACAUACAAUACUUUUGACCCAUGUCUUCAGGCAAAAAGACCCAGGAUUCGCCUCUAUGCUGAACGAACUGCGCCUUGGACGCGUCACCCAGAAAACAAUCGAUGCAUUUAAACAACUAUCCCGUCCCUUGAAUUUUGAGGAUGAUCUCGAGGCAACUGAACUGUUUCCUACAAGACACGAGGUAGAAGGCGCCAACUCUACCAGAAUGGGUCGCCUUUCGGGAGAAGUGAUUCCCUUCACCGCAGUGGAUUCCGGCGCAAUCCAGGAUAAGAGUAUGCGGGACAAGAUGCUAGCCAACUGCAUGGCCCCGCCUUUGAUACAUCUCAAGAAGGGCGCGCAAGUUAUGCUCAUCAAAAAUAUGGAUGACUCUCUUGUGAACGGAUCAUUGGGUAAAGUCGUUGCAUUCAUGGACGACAGCACAUAUGAUCAUUAUGUGAGGAAUGAGGACUCGUAUCAUAGUGGCCACGAGUAUAAUAGGGACGAUGAAUCGAGCCGGGCUCGCAAGAAGAUAAAGUCGAUGGCCUACGACCCUAAGGGCCUCGGUGUUACAACUGCCAAGUUGUGGCCACUAGUUUCAUUUGUUCUUCCAGAUGGCACAGAACGCCAACUUCUCUGCAAGCCCGAGACAUGGAAAAUUGAACUCCCAAAUGGUGAAGUCCAGGCUCAACGCCAGCAGGUGCCACUGAUUCUUGCAUGGGCGUUGUCGAUUCAUAAAGCCCAAGGGCAGACUCUUCAGCGAGUUAAAGUGGAUCUGGGACGAGUUUUUGAAAAGGGUCAGGCGUAUGUUGCCCUAAGUCGCGCAACUUCGACAUCUGGACUUCAGGUUACGCGCUUCGAGCCGAGAAAGGUCAUGGUCCACCACAAGGUCAAGGAAUUCUACGCAAAUUUAUCGACUACUAAUGAUAUUAUUACUUCUAGAGCCCAAGCAAACAAGGCAGCGCCUACGGAUGAUGAUAUUCCUGGGCUGGACAGUGAUUUGGAAAGGGAAAUAUAUGCCCAGGCGCUUGGUUAGGCGUUCUAUUCGUUCUGUUUGAUGGGCGGGAAGGCCAUCUGCAGCGUAUUGUUAGACGAUAGGCGAUGUACACUAGUUU
Molecule: messenger RNA, 2394 nt
Organism: Coccidioides posadasii C735 delta SOWgp
Lineage: Eukaryota; Fungi; Ascomycota; Eurotiomycetes; Onygenales; Onygenaceae
Source: RefSeq, a predicted model, not a curated record